This is a messenger RNA of Drosophila serrata, 2936 nucleotides long. RefSeq lists its product as uncharacterized. The record is from RefSeq and is a predicted model, not a curated record. NCBI's taxonomy places the organism in Eukaryota, Metazoa, Arthropoda, Insecta, Diptera, Drosophilidae.
UAUGUUCUCAACCUUUACACUAAACACCUUUUCAAUUUUACAUGAAAUCAUUUAUACCUCGUGACAAAUUUUGGAUGGUUUUCUUCCGAGACAUUCAAGAUGGAGCCCGAAGAAAUGGACUUUCUGUUCAACAUAGCGAUCAUCCGCGCCAAGCUGUUCAGGGAUUACCCGGACUCCGAAAAGAUCGAUGCGGUGGUCAAGUUCGCCGGCAACUCGCUGACCGUCCCGAACCGUCUCAUCAAUGUCAGUGAAUUCGACGUUAACCAGCAGUACCCCUUCUCGAAAACUUGUGAUGAUCUGCGUCAAGCGCUGGAGACUGACGGAGUUGUGGUGGCACUGCGCUAUGACAAGUCGUCGCUGGGCAACGCCAAGGUUUUCUUGCCAGACACACUUCUAGACAAGAUUGGACCCACAAUGAAUGAUAUUUUUUAUGAGGAAACCCUUCCCCUAAUGCGCCAGAAGAAUAGCAUCGGCACCGUAAACUUCCUCCUUGUCCUGAUGGCUAAGUGUGAGGAUAAUGAACAGGAUCAGUUCGAGCGAAAGCCCAGUGUGAGAUUUACCAGAAUGUCUAGAGCCAGUAUGAGCAGUGUAGACAUCCUUCAGCUCAGUUUACCGGAAAAGAAGAAGGAAGAGUGCUUCGGCCUGGGGCCGACUUUUAAUCCGCAGGACGUGCUCUUUGUCAUCGGAGAUCCUGAUCCACUCCUAAAGAUCCCCGACGAACCCUGCUCCGACCUCCAGAUGGAGGAGGGCGAUGAGCGACUCAGGCUGGAUCUGCAGCGCUACCGAAGUUUUAAUCGUCGCGUCAUCUUUCCGACCGAUGAUCCCCAGCAGAAACCCUCGCUCAGACAAUUGAAGAAGCUCACAGAUAAGUUCGGUAAAAUUAUAGAUUCGGUGGCCGAGAAGAUGGAGCGAGCGCGCAUGCCCACCAGUUUAAUGGCCCAGGAAUCGCUUUUUGGGAACGCAAGGACACCGAAGGAGGUCGGCUCUGAGCGCUGGAUCCCAGUGCCAAUAGAGUCCGAAGAUGACUAUGGCGUGAAGCCAAUUCGCUACUGUCCCGUCUGCCUGUACUCGAUGUCCUGGCUACCGAGAUAUACCCCCUGCCCCAAGUGCAACACCAGACCACGUCCCGUGCUGAGGGAAGAGAGGCAGAUGACCGCCAACGAAAUCGUGGCCGAGCAGCUGGUCAGGCCAAAAACCAAGGACUUCUGUCUGCCUCCCUGCGAUGCAGUAAGCCGAACUUCCAAAGAGUGGCUACUUGACAAGGACAAGCCUCAGCCUAUGGUGAACUCAGACUCGGACGCAGAGCGUCCAUCCUGCCGCUGCACAUGUAAGGACGGCAAGACCUGUGCGCACUGUCGCAUCCGCAAAUUGUGCGAGGAAAUCUUCAAUAACGAAGUCGAUGCAAAGAAAAGGGCAGAGCAGGAGAGAGCCCUGAGCCUCAGACGUUAUCCCGAUCCGCGCUCCAGUGAAGACUUUUCCUUGAUUCCGGGGCCGGAAGACGACGACCGCCCUUACCUCUCGAGGGUCUUCUCCGAAAUGAAGAGCCUGUAUGCCCUGCACGACACCAAGAAGAUCAAUGCCAUUCGUAAGCGCUGCAAGUCCGAGACACUGCUGACCAUGAGAUCUGCGCCUAGUCUGCACCAGACACAGCACAGUAGACUUAAUGCCCAAGUCAGAGAAUCCAUUACUCGGCAGAAGGCUGGCCAUAAGCACUGCUUGCCGCCAGACCCCAUGGUGCCGCGGAACCAUGGCUGGAAUUGGUCACAAAGCCACGAGGCCAGGAAGCAUGGCUGGCGACCAGGAGCUAUCCGGCGGGCGGCCGUGCAAGUGAUGCGAUUCUUCCUUACCUCCAAGGAGGACAGCCAGAUCCCUGCCGAAUGUGAGCAACUGCAGGAACAAGACUCACCAGUCCUUAAUAUUUGCAAGCGGGAUGGUGAGAUCUUUGUCACCUUGCGCCCGCUGGCCAGUCUAGGAGUUAGACAGAAGCCCAUCAUCUUCAGGAUCGUGAAGAGCCACCUGGCGGUGGCCCUGCGCCAGAUUAAGCGUGCUCUCAAGGAUCAGGGCUUUGAGAAGUGCACCUGCCACAAUUCCCUCAUGCUCUGCACCUGUCGCGACGCCCUCGAGAAGUUCGAGCUGAACAAGGCGCUCCGGAGGGAGUGCCGGCGUCGGCUCAUGGAACCAUGUCCAGAGCACCUUGUACUCACCGACACCAGUGUCAGCGACCUGGAGUUCAACCUGGAUGUCCAUCCGCCGCCUAGAAACUACAGAUCCCAUAUUAAGGCCAUCCGGAACUCGGUAAACCACGCGACUCAGACAUCCAAGACGGACGCGUUGCCACCGCCGCCAAUGUACCCCAUGCGGGUAUCACCCUAUUACCAGGAUUUCGAUUGCGCUCUCGGAGAUCGCUACAUGGGAACGACUUUCGGCUUACCGGGCGAGGACGUCUUCGAAGAUGGCGUUUUCGGAUUGAGGGGAGGCGGGCCCCACGGUCCAAAUCCUAUGCCCUGCGGUCGAACUAUGCCAACGAAUAUGUGGGGUACAGCAGAUGGUGCAGUUGUUGGAGGAGCUGGUGGACGCGGACGUAGGCAAGUACCCAGCAGGGCUGGACCCGGACCCUGGAAGGACUUUCCAGGUAAGGCCGGAAAGGGAAAAGGUGGGAAAAGCGAUCCUAUUCCGGAGCGGUAUCCCAAACGAUUGCUGAAACCCGCCCAGGAUGCAGCCAAGGCGGCCAAACAGGCGGAAAUGGAUGCUGCGGCAAAGAAAAAGAAGGGCACCGACAUGCUUAAAUACCUAAAGGCAAAGGACACUUUGGUGCGUCCAAGGCCUCCCAAGCGCACUAAACGGGAACCUGGAGGUCUUACUCUGUAACCCUGCAAAUUGAAAAAUUAUGUACAUUCAAAAGAAACGUGAAAUAAACUUAUAAGACAAAUAAUUAA